UAAUAUGCAAUUCAAGUCCAUCUGCUCUACACCAUUCCCAUCAGCUUCUUCUCUUUCAAUCAUUUCUGCGUUAAGCCAGCUUUGUCUGUUUUCUGUCUGCCUUAAUUUAUAGCAAAGCCUCAACCUUAGCUGUGAAGCAUUUUUCUUUGUUUUAGUUUAUAUCUCAUGGCAACAUCUUCUAGCAGUAGUGGCGCCUUUGAUGCAGUAAUGUUUCAAUUGUAUCUAGUGGCAUGCUCUUCUAGCAGUAUUCGUGCUUUCGAUGCAAUAAUGUUUCAAUUGUAUCGAAUGGCAUACUCUUAUCGUAGUAGUGGUGCUUUUGAUGCAGUAAUGUUUCAAUAUUAUCUAAUGGUAUCCUCUUCCUACACUGCUGGUACUUUUGAUGCAAUAAAUGCCAUCUGCUUCUACUUUUGUUGCAUCCUCAUCUGGAACCAAACUCUUGCCCUAUGAUAUAUUCAUAAAUCAUUGUGGACAAGAUGUCAAACACACUCUCGCCAGCAAGAUCUACGAUUCCUUAGAUGCCACGGGAUUGAAAGUGUUUCUGGAUAAAGAUGAGUUGGAUCUUGCGGAUUACUUUCCCAAAGCCAUAGAAGAAGCAAUCAAAAGUUCUUCUCUUCAUAUCGCCAUAUUUUCUGAACAUUAUGCACAAUCCCCCUGGUGUUUGGCCCAAUUGUUUUGUAUGCUACAAACCCCCAGCAAAUUUAUGCCCAUUUUCUAUCAUGUUGAUCCUUCUGAUUUAAGAUGGGCGAUUGAAGGAAAAGGAAUUUAUAAAGGUGCCUUUUCUGAUUAUGUAGAGAGGAAAAGAUACCCUUCAGAACUGCAACGUUGCAAACAGGCACUCCAACAAGCUUCCCUUUUUACUGGCGACAUAAUUAAGAAAGAGAAUCUGGGAUAGUGAUACUGACUUGGGAGGUUUUCCUCAACUAUGACGUCUGGCACUGUGUUUUCAGUAUUUAUUUCCUUCAUAUUUAUACCCUUGAUAUUGGCGGCUGAUUUGAACGAUGAUACCAUCAAUGGGCUGUCUAAGCUGCAAACUAUGACCAUUGAUGAGUACAUAAAUUACAUCAAUCCUCCAGCGGUGCAUAAAUUUCAGAACGGCAAUGGAGAAAAAGUACUUUGUGUAAAAUAUGAAGACCAGAUAUCCCUUCAAUCGGGAAACACUAGCAAAGGUUCAAGGGAUAAUUUUGCGUACAAAAAUUCGUCGGCAGAAGAGUGCCCAGAGGGAAGUGUGCCCAUCGUGGAGAUCACACGUGAACGUGUUGAAAGAGCAGGAUCUCUGAGACAAUACUUAAAUACAGGAUUGCACGAUAACACACAGAAAACUCAUGAAGAAGCCAAGAGCGCAGUAGCAUUUAUAAGUCCAAGGGGAAGCCAGGAGAUCCAUGAGAUCAAAGCUUCUUUCAACGUAUGGCAACCUUCCGUGGACACCAGUAAUUCAGUUUUUAGCGCCGCUAUAUUGCGUCUUCUCCAUGAGAAUCCUGAUGAGUCAAUAAACGAAGCAAUGGAAGCUGGAUGGAUGGUUUACCCCAGUCGCUAUGGUAGUCCACGCGUUACAUUUUAUGUUGCCCAUAGGGUUUUCCGUAAGGGCGAGGAAAAAGACUGCAUCGACCUAUCUUGUAAAGAUUUUAUUCAAGAAGGAAAAGAAUACUAUCCAGGAAUGCCAAUUCCUGGUAUUUCUGCAUAUGAUGGUACACAGAUGGACAGCACCAUAAGCAUAAGAAGAGAAACCAGGGGUAAUAAUGCAAACAAUCUAGUGUGGGCAGUAUAUUUACAAGACAAGUUAGUGGGUCAUUGGCCUGCAAUUCUUUUCCACGACUUGACAUUUUAUGGGAAUUUGGCCCAAAUUGGAGGACAAGUAGUGAUAAGAUCUGGCAAGCGAGGAACUCCGUUUCCCAAGACGGAAAUGGGUAGUGGAGACUUCGCUAGAAAAGGUUUUAAGAAAGCAGCUUUUGUCAGGAACAUACGAUUGUUUACUAAUAAUGGUGCUCUUAUAACUGAUAGAAAAACGAAUUACUUCCUAAGUAAAAGACAUUGUUAUGGUAUAAAAGGAUAUGUGAAACAAGAUGACUAUUGGGGGCAUCAUAUAUAUUAUGGAGGUCCUGGAGGUAAUGCUGGUUAUUGUACGUAUUGAAAUACUUUUGCCCCAAAGCAUGAAUGAUAUGAAGCCGAGUGUGUGAGCUGCACAGCAGCAGAGAAAUAAAAUAUAUGCACUUAAAUGUACUUUCUGGUGUAUUUGAAUAGUGUAUCUUUUUCUUCGAA
This is a messenger RNA of Cryptomeria japonica (Japanese cedar), 2256 nucleotides long. Its product is annotated as protein neprosin. The coding region runs from base 923 to 2128 and encodes 401 amino acids. Lineage: Eukaryota; Viridiplantae; Streptophyta; Pinopsida; Cupressales; Cupressaceae. The transcript is spliced from 9 exons. The record is from RefSeq and is a predicted model, not a curated record.